AGAAGAUUGAUUGCCGGAGAGAGAGAGAGGAGUGGGAGCGAUAAUCCCGAGAGAGAGGACGAAGGGAAGAAGAAUUUAUUUUCCUUCCGCCUCAGAGAUAUUCAAUUCCGUUCUGCAUCUGUGUUGGCUUCCAUCUUAUGGUCCCUUACCUGUGCUGCUUUUAAAGUAAUAUUAAACUUAUCCGCGGUAUCGAGGAGAGGAAUAGGGUUUGAGACUUGCAACCAAGUUCACUGCUUCGCAUUAAGGGGGGAGUUUGCCUGUCCUCAACUCUUUUCUGUGCUGCUGCAGCAGAUGUUCUGUAUUAUUAUCUCACGCAAAUUGAUGUUCUUGGCUUCGUGAUGUUGCUUUUGGUUAACUCUUUCUGAGUUUGGACGAAUUUAGGAUGAACUUAUCUUAAGUUUAGUUGUCUCUUGGGGGCAAUGUUUGGAUUCACGUUGAAUUUGGAGAUGAUGUUCUCCUGAGAGCACUUGAUGGGUUCUCUUAUUCAUUGUUGAUGAUUGAGCUCUAAGAAUUGCGACCUUGUUUUAUAAUGUUUAAGAUUUGAGGAUUUGAUUUAUCCUUUGGCAUUCUUUCCUUCGUUGAGGAGAUUGAAGGGGUUUCUUUGGAUUUUGGAAAUUUUUGCGUGUUAUCAUUUGAUAAUUUUCCUGAGAUAGUCAGUAUUUAAAAAAAAAGGGAGUUAACAUUACCUAGUUAAACAGGGUUUUGUUCGUCAUUUCCAGACCGUUAGGGUUACGAAUGGCUUUUGACAAUUCACGUGCAUAGACUGAAGAAGAGGGCGAUUUUACUCGGUUGGUAAUUGUUUGGUGAGAUAGACUGCACUAGUCUCUUUUAAAUUUGGUGUUAGAUGGUGAUCUGUAUCUGCAAUGGAGCGAGGUGAGCCGAGUUUUGUUCCAGAGUGGUACAAAGGGGCAAGCGGCAACAAUUUAAGUCCCCUGAAUGGAUCCUCACAUUCUGCAGCAGAUGAUAUUAACACUGGGUUCUCAACGAAGAACAGAUUGUCAGUUAGUUUUUGUGAACACGAUGCUCCUCGUUCAUUGUCUUUCACAGAAAGAACCUCAUCUUCUUCCCAUAAAAGUACCUGUAGUAAUGGUUCCAUGGGACGGGAGGACCUUCCUUUUCGGGCUUAUAGUAGUUUUGGUAGAAGCCAUCGUGAUAGGAAUAGGGAUCGAGUGGAGGAUCUUGAAGUUUGUGACAGAAAUCGACUACUUUUGGAGGAUAAUGGAUUCCUUAACAAUCCUGAUUCAUUGGCUACUAACAAAUUAGAGAAAGAGUCCCUGUGGCAAUCUCAUUCUAUGGUAUCAGGAAGUGGUGACUCUUGGCUUAAAAGGCCAGCGCAUGAUUCUAGUAAUAAUAUUACUUCAGGGGGGAGCAUUGUCACUGGUAUUAGUAAAUCCUCCUUUGAGAGAGACUUCCCAAUGCUUGGAGCAGAAGAAAGGCAUUUGGGUUCAGAUGUAGCCAAUGUUGCUUCUCCUGGUCUAAGCAAUGCCAUUCAUAAUCUUCCAGUGGCUGCUUCGACAAUCAUUGGAGGUGAUGGAUGGACAUCAGCUUUGGUGGAAGUACCUUCUAUUGUUGGAGGAAAUGGUCCAGUAGUUUCUUCUGCUCCAUCAAGUAGUCCUCCUCGGGCAAUUGUUUCAAGCCCUUCUUCUAGCUUAAAUAUGGCUGAAACUUUGUCUCAAGGUCCAGCCCGAGUUCGCACUUCAUCGCAGCUACCCAAUGACUCUCAGAAGAUUGAGGAAUUACAUCGUCUGCAAAUUUUGAAACUCAGACCUGUAAUGCCAUCAAUGACUAAAAAUUUGGGUCUUCACUCAGCUGAAAAAUCUAAGACAAAGACAGCAAGGUCUGCGGAAAUCAAUGCUUCCAAGGCUGGGCAGCAGUCUUCAUCCCAGCUAUUAAUUCAUUCCGUCCCUCCUGCCGUUAGAUCUGAUGUUUACAAGAUAUCCCAGCCUGGGAAUUUCCAAGUGCUAAAUAGGGAAACGCAUAGUUUGUCUCCUGGGAAGGAUAUCCCAAAACCAGGAAAUGUCAGCAGAGGUCCAACCACUCCUGCCACAAUUCAACCUCCAAAAGGUUCAAUGAACCCCAAACUUAAAGUUGAUGGCAAGGGUGGUGCUUUGAGUCCGAGAAAACUCUCUUCUCAGGUUCAAAAUCGAAAUGAUUUCUUCAAUUCCCUAAGAAAGAAAUCAUCUUCUGGCCAACAACACUCAAAUGCUAAUAAUGUCUUGAAUAGUGAUACGUCAUCAUUCAUCUUAUUAGAGAAGGUGGGCGUGCAGUUUGCCGUUGAUUCUACUCCUGCUAAAAACAAAAAUGUCUUUUAUUGUUCAGUAGAGAAUGGGAAUUGUUCUGCUGUAGAUUGUGAUGUCUUUGAGGAGCCUGAGAAAUUAGCUCCCGGUGAGGAAGAAGAAGCCUUUCUACGAUCACUGGGAUGGGAGGAGAAUGCUGGUGUAGAAGCUCUGACACAUGAGGAGAUUGAAUCUUUUCUAUCAGUGUAUAAAAUGCGGAGGCCUGCUUCAUAGUUGAACAUAUAGCUGGAAGUUCUUUUCCGAAGACUCAACUUUUGACAUUUAUUCAACACAUUAUGAGCAUGGAUAGAAAAAGUGUUGAACAUAAAUUGGGUUGAGCCUAGUCCCAUUUUUAUCCUGAUUAUAAACAAAUAAAUCGUAUUUGAUUUCAAGUUUACUAUUAUUCUAUCAUUUGCUAGUGUUCUCACUCUUUACGUUUUCCAAAAUUCUGUGUUUUGCCAUCUAAUAUAUAGUUUCAUGUUAUGUGCUACAAGUCAUCAAACAUAUAAAGAUGAUUAUGAAGCUGUUGUGAUAGGAAUAAUUUUUUUGAAAGCUGCUAUGAGUAUUUAUAACCUUCUUUUUUUAAAAG
Messenger RNA from Dendrobium catenatum, 2865 nucleotides. RefSeq lists its product as uncharacterized. The coding region runs from base 864 to 2510 and encodes 548 amino acids. Lineage: Eukaryota; Viridiplantae; Streptophyta; Magnoliopsida; Asparagales; Orchidaceae. The record is from RefSeq and is a predicted model, not a curated record. The transcript is spliced from 6 exons.